Penicillium oxalicum is the source of this 3390-nucleotide messenger RNA. RefSeq lists its product as uncharacterized. Lineage: Eukaryota; Fungi; Ascomycota; Eurotiomycetes; Eurotiales; Aspergillaceae. Bases 1 to 3390 code for a protein of 1129 amino acids. The record is from RefSeq and is a predicted model, not a curated record. The transcript is spliced from 3 exons.
AUGCUCUACCGCGCAGCCGUGGAGGAUGAACCGCGAUCAUUCCAUCCCCGACGUCCCUCGGGCCCUCUGACCGAGCCUCCCUCCGGACCACUGCCGCAUCGUCCAUCCUCACGCAUCUCCCGAUCAGCCUCGCGAAACCGACUCGCACAUCCGGCGGGUGGAGGAGCUCGGAUCGCCUCCACCAGCCCGGACCCCCUGGCCGAUUUGACCCCGUCGAGUCCGAUCAAGGAAGGCCUGGGGAAUUUGAAUCGCUGGUCCCAGUCGACCUCUUCCAGUAGGAGUGCCUCAGAAUAUAUCGGUCACCACCGGGGCGCCUCCAAGGUCUCAAUCGCCAAUUCGAACCACAGCCCUUCCCGGACGCCUGCGCGAGCCGAAUUGCCCGAAGUGAGUGUGCCCGAGCUCAGAGCAUCCGAGAUGUUCAUGGCCGAUGCCAACAUAUUGUAUAUCGACCCCCCGUUCGCAGCGGAGAAUCACGAUUCCAUGACCCUGGGUCAUCUCCCCUCGCACCAGGAGUCGGCGUCAACGUACCCCGGGGAAGGUGGAAUCUUCAUGGACGGAGAGGGCGAGGCCGACUUCCGUCAGCACGGGGCGACACAGAAAGCAAUGCUGUCCAAGGCGCUCCAAAAGGCCAAUACGGCCGUGCUGCUCGACAAUGCGGCCAAUUUUGAGGGCGCGAUGGAGGCAUACACCGAUGCCUGCCAGUUGUUGCAAUUGGUGAUGCUGCGAAGCAAUGGCGGUGACGAGGAGCGGAUCAAACUGCAGGAAAUUCGGGAUACAUAUAUGGCACGAAUUACCGAACUUCAGCGCAUGGACUUUUCGAUCAUGGAAUCCGACGGCAAGGCCCUCCCAGAGCGCCCGCUCAGUCAAGAGUCCUUUGGCGAGCUGCUUCAUGCGGUCGCUUCGGUGCAGGACGAUCCGUACCUGGACAGUCAACACAGCGCCGCCCAUUCCGGUUUGCGGCUGCAGGCCGCCUUUGAUGAAUCACGACCGCUCCCUUCCGAAGCAAUUCCCCCGCGACGUCAAUCAUUGCGACCCUCGGCGCAAUCGGACCGCACGACACCUGCAGGCCUGGGGAACAAUCUCGCAGCCUACCACCAUGGAGCCUUCCUGGACCCAACGCCGGUUCUCGACUCCAACGAGACCACCUCAUGGCUCGACACCAUCGACGAAUCAGGCGCCUCGUCGCCAUCCUCGGCCAACUCCAAGGCGUCCUCGGUGUACCUGCGCCGACGAACCAGUCGUCGUCUCAGUACCGAUACGGAGGCCGAAUUCGACGCCGCCUUGGAUGCUGCCGUGGAGGCGGCUUAUGACGACGGGUUGGAGCCCGUCGAGGAGUACCAGGACGAAGAGGGCGACAGCGUGGUUGCGAAUGCGCGUCGGAAUAUCGAGCUUGCCAAGCAGCGAGUCCGGGAGGCCGAACUCGAGGCUGAGGCGGCCAUGAGUCGUGGUCGGGACCUUCGCCCCGUCCAGGAACAGUAUCUCCUGGAUGACGCGGGCGGCCAGACGUUGGAAUAUUUGGAUGAAGAGGCGGAAGAAGAAGAGCGUCUGCUCGAGGAAAUGACCAAGGGUUAUGUCAUGGAUGAAUUCGAGUUUGGUCUGCAAACCAAGUCGGCCUUGCCUCGAGAAUCGGAUUCCAGCAACAUGUCCGGUCAUACCUGGGAGAGCUCGCUCGCGUCAAAUGCCACGGGACCUGGGAGCCUGGCGUUGUCCACCCUCGCGGAGGACGACGACAGUGUUUUGCCUCUCGACUUUUUGGAUCAAACCCUCCUGCCCACUGCUCCCCCCACGGCAGCACUCCCUCCGAUCCCCGUCUCGUCCGAUUUCCCCAGUCUCCCCCUCCCUCGCGCAUCCGUGUCUUCACCCGCUCCUCCGCCACCUCCCAUGGGACCUCCCCCCAUCCCGGGUGUGCGUGCCCGGAGACUUUCAGGACAGGCUUCAACCGAGCUCAAAAUCGAGACAGGCUCACACGCGCGCAGUAGCUCCACGGUGUCCAACGUGGAUCCCUUUAUGAUCCCACCCACCCAGCCUGCCCCCGCAGCCUCGAAGGACGAGGCCUCCCAAGAACCGUCGCGGUCGGCGACACCGAGCUUCCGCGCCAACCUGCAUCCAACGUCCCGACGCAACCCUUCGACUGGCUCCUUUGUGGACCACAUCAAUUUGAUCAAGACUCGCACACAAGAGGACGAGGAAGGAGGUCUGCCCGUUCUGCCGGCCGCGAUACGUCCCAUGGGCAAGGUGCCUUCGGCCCCGGACGGCCUCGAUAAGGUCGGGGCGACGACCAAAUCCUUCCGCAAUCGCAAUGUUUCCGUGCCCAUCCCCGACACUGUGCCCGUCUCGCCGACGACUCCCUGGAGCGGUUCCUUUUCGUCUCAGGAGACUCAGAAAGCCAGCGGGAUACCUCACAUGCCAGUGCUUCCGACCCCCACCGCGCCUCUGUUCACGCAAAAUGGGCUUCCCACCGGCGGUCUGGACCUCUUUGAUUGCGAGAUUCAUUCGCCGACCUCGCUGGGUCGUCCCAACAUGCUCGUGCACAACGCGCCCCUGCCCUUGGAGCCUUGUCCCGAAUCGUUCCUCCUCCGGCCCUUCUGGCUGAUGCGCUGCCUGUACCAGACGCUCUCUCAUCCUCAGGGGGGCUAUCUGUCCGAGAAGCUGUUCAUUCCGCGCGAUGUCUGGCGCGUGAAAAAUGUCAAGAUCAAAGCUCUGGAAGACAAGAUCUCCAACUGCGAUUUGCUGACGGCGGCCUUGCUGAAACUGGCCCAAGUGGACAUGUUUGACGCGGAUGCCGUGCUGGAUGAAAUGCAAUCGUUUGAGAGUAUUCUCGACCAAGCGCAGAUGGUCCUGUCCAAGAAGCUCGGCAACGAAGUGGGCGUCCACGCCGCCAUUCCGCAGUUACGGCAACAUGCCUCGUUUGACGAUGCUGCCCAAUUCGAAACUUCCGUGGUGAAAUCGUCGAGCACUUCUAACAAAUCCUAUCGGCCCACGUGGAAGCGUCUUCGCUCCAAGACAUCGGGCAUCACCACGGUGAGCUCGUUCUCCAGUGUCCGCGAGACCAGUAAAGAGCAGUUGACAAUGACUUCGGUCCCGAUGACCACGGCACCGUCGAAUCAAGCGCGGCGCAGUGUGACUUCUUUGGACUUUUCGGGGCCGAAUUCUCAUUACAUGGGUGCUUUGGCGCGGCUUUUUGAUGCUGCUCAAGUAUUGGACCAAGUCGCCCAACAGGUUGAGGAUCCAGGCUUGAAGCAUUCUUCACCAACGCAUGUUGGUUUGGAGCUCAGCACGCGUCAUGCUGCCGAAUUUUUCGGCUUUUACAUUUGUCGCUUCGCCCUGGCCGAUGUUGGCUUGAUGUUGGAUAAAUUCAUCAAGCGUGGUAGUGAAUGGGUAUUGAUCUAG